Molecule: messenger RNA, 1945 nt
Organism: Lolium rigidum
Lineage: Eukaryota; Viridiplantae; Streptophyta; Magnoliopsida; Poales; Poaceae
Product: protein trichome berefringence-like 7
Exons: 4
Coding region: 344-1618 (424 amino acids)
Cellular component (GO): Golgi apparatus
Molecular function (GO): O-acetyltransferase activity
Source: RefSeq, a predicted model, not a curated record
CACGCCGCCAACCACCUAGCUGCUUCCAAGUCCCUCAGCCGCUGUGGUGGGAUAGUCUAUGGCCGGAAUCCGGUGAGUUCCCGAUCCCCCCUGCGGCCGCUACCUCGUGUCUCGCUACAAGCAGUCGCGCCUGGAUCUCAACACCCGGUCCGGAGCCUUCUGAUCUCCAGAGCCGCAAGCCUCGGGUCGGGUCCCCACGAGCUCGAUCCGCUCAAUUUGAAUCCAGCACGGGGAGCAUUCGAAGCCGUUCUACGAUUCGCAGGCCUCAGCAGCGAGAACCGAUUCCCCGACCACAGCCAGCGCGUUGUGGAAUGGGAUAUCCCCGGCCAGCCACCGCGGCGAGAUGGUGACGGGGAGCUUCAGCCGGAGCACGUCGGCGCGGCUCACAGCUCGGGGCGGCGCGGGGAGCCCGCGGGUCGCCGCCGCCACCGCCGCACAGCGCAAGUGGUGGUGGUCGGCGCCGUCCCUCGAGACCGUCGCCCUCGCCUGCUUCCUGGCCUGCUGCGCGCUCGUGCUCUCGGGCGGCCUCUACCUCUCCGUGUCCCGCUACCUGGGCCGGGACCGCGCCGUCGCCGACUUCGCCGGGGAGGGCCUCCACUCCUGCGACGUGUUCGACGGCAGCUGGGUGCGGGACGAGGGGUACCCGCUGUACAACAGCUCCGAGUGCGCCUUCGCGGAGCGCGGGUUCAACUGCCUCGCCAACGGGCGGAGGAGCACCGAGUACCUCAAGUGGCGCUGGAGGCCGCGGCGGUGCGACCUGCCGCGGUUCAGCGCCCGGAGCGCGCUGGAGUGGCUCAGAGGGAAGCGGGUCGUGUUCGUGGGGGACUCCAUGAGCCGCACGCAGUGGGAGUCCUUCAUCUGCAUGCUCAUGACGGGGGUGGACGAUCCGAAGACGGUUUACGAGGUUAAUGGCAACCAGAUCUCCAAGACCAUCCGGUUUUUAGGAGUGAGGUUUGAGUCGUUCGACCUUAGUGUGGAGUUCUUCCGGUCCGUGUUCCUUGUGCAGCAGACCCCUGCUCCUCCUUUCCAUGGCUCGAAAAGGGUCCGUGCCAUUCUCAAGCUUGAUAAGCUGGAUGAUAGUAGCAGGAGAUGGGAGAAUGCCGAUGUGCUUAUUUUUAACUCAGGGCAUUGGUGGACUCCCAGCAAAUUGUUUGACAUGGGUUGCUAUUUUGAGGCUGGAGGUGUGCUUAAGCUGGGAACAUCCGUCAAUUCUGCUUUCAAAAUGGCACUUGAAACAUGGGCUUCAUGGGUGAAGGAAAAAGUGGACUUAGAACGAACACGUGUCUUCUUCCGGACUUAUGAGCCAUCUCACUGGAGUGGCUUAAACCAAAAGGUAUGUGAAGUAACAGAAAAACCUACAACUGAGGCCAAAGGAACUGAUAUGAGUGAAUUUAGGGAUAUACUUGCUGAUGUUGUUGCGAACAUGAGCGUUCCCGUGACUAUACUUAAUGUUACUUUGAUGGGGGCCUUCAGGAGUGAUGCACAUAUUGGUAUCUGGAGCCAUCCUUCUACCAUACUUGAUUGCAGCCACUGGUGCCUUCCUGGAGUUCCAGAUGCUUGGAAUGAGCUAAUAUUUUCUCACCUAUUGACAAAUGGUUGGCGAACGCUGGCUACCUGACUAUUGACAUUGUACACUCAAUUUUGGUUCUUUUGCUCGAAUACCACGUCUGCUUCUUGCAUUUUAGUGUGCUGCUAAGGAGCCAAGACACGAAGUCUCACAGACAUCAGUAUCUGUACAAGUUGUUCGACUCCCCAUCCGUUUCCUCAAUUGCUUGAGUAAGAAUGCACAUAUCCUGUCAGAUAGAUAUUACAUUGUUGUCUCCUUUUGCGUUUUAGACAUAGAGAACAUCACGAUUUGUAACAUGUGCUUGUAACAGCAAUCGAACCGCAAUUUUGAAGCCCAUUUCUCUCGGAUUAAACAUGUCUGCUGCCAUUUGUUUGUGCA